CCCAUUUCUCUCCGUCCAUAUCUGACUAAUCAUGUACUUCCGUUGUAACUUCUGAGUCCUUUAUAAAUAUGAUUGAUGCCUGAGAUUUUGGAAAUACCACAUCCUCAACUAUCUAGUACUUUGUCAUAAUAUAUCCUCAACACACCCUUCUUCUACCACCACCUAAAGCAAAAAUGGUUGAAAUAGCAAGAGCUAAUGGCAAUCAUGAAGUCACCAUAAACGUAAAAGAUGGUGAUCAAUCUUUGCCUCAAACUUCAUCAAAUAAUACCUCUUCCUCAAACUCCAUGGAAAACCCUCUUUCUUGCUUAAGUGUCCCUUUCCUCCAGAAGAUGAUAGCAGAGGUGUUAGGGACAUACUUCUUGAUAUUUGCAGGGUGUGCAGCAGUGACAGUAAAUUUAGACGGUGACAAAGUGAUAACUUUGCCAGGAAUUGCAAUUGUUUGGGGUUUGGCAGUUAUGGUGAUGGUUUAUUCUGUAGGACACAUUUCUGGCGCCCAUUUUAAUCCUGCUGUUACCAUUGCCUUUGCUGUUUGCCGCAGAUUUCCAUGGAAACAGGUGCCAGCUUAUGUAGUAUGUCAAGUAGUGGGAUCUACACUCGCAAGCGGAACACUGCGGCUGAUAUUUAACGGCCACCAAACUCAAUUUGCGGGAACUUCUCCAGCAGGAUCAAGUCUACAAUCGUUAGUCAUCGAAUUCAUUAUCACUUUCUACCUCAUGUUUGUAAUCUCCGGCGUCGCCACUGAUACUCGAGCGAUUGGAGAGCUUGCAGGUCUUGCCGUUGGUUCCACAGUCUUGCUUAACGUCAUGUUUGCUGGGCCCAUAUCAGGAGCUUCAAUGAAUCCAGCAAGAAGCCUAGGCCCAGCAAUCGUAUCACACCAUUAUGAGGGUAUAUGGAUAUACUUGGUAGGCCCAACUGUUGGUGCUGUUGCAGGUGCAAUGGUGUACAAUCUUAUAAGGUUUACAGAUAAACCAUUACGUGAAAUUACUAAGACCGGAUCCUUCCUCAAGUCAAAAGGUUCAUCUGUAAGUCGCAACGGUUCUUCAUAUCGCUAAAUUAACUCUCUAUAGAAUAUAACGAAGAAAUAACUUGUUAAGGGCUAUCUUUGAUCUUUUUAGGAAUCCUUUUAGCCUUGAGCGUAUGUCAACUACUAAUUUUUCCAGCUUUAUGUAAGUGAAGUGGAUGAUAUAUAAUGUAAUGCCAUGUAUGUUUGUGGUUUUUUUUAUAAUUAUAUUUGAUAGAUUUAUUAGAUUAGUAUCUAUUCUGUACGACGUGUUGGAAACUCAAAUAAUGGCAUCAAGUUAUUAAUAGCCACGUAUAUAUUAUCAAUAACUUUAAUUCA
This is a messenger RNA of Beta vulgaris subsp. vulgaris (sugar beet), 1339 nucleotides long. Its product is annotated as aquaporin NIP1-1. Gene Ontology annotation, biological process: transmembrane transport. Gene Ontology annotation, molecular function: channel activity. The record is from RefSeq and is a predicted model, not a curated record. NCBI's taxonomy places the organism in Eukaryota, Viridiplantae, Streptophyta, Magnoliopsida, Caryophyllales, Amaranthaceae. The coding region runs from base 174 to 1052 and encodes 292 amino acids. Gene Ontology annotation, cellular component: membrane. The transcript has 5 exons.